Molecule: messenger RNA, 519 nt
Organism: Lepus europaeus (European hare)
Lineage: Eukaryota; Metazoa; Chordata; Mammalia; Lagomorpha; Leporidae
Gene: ASCL5
Product: achaete-scute family bHLH transcription factor 5
Exons: 1
Coding region: 1-519 (172 amino acids)
Biological process (GO): regulation of transcription by RNA polymerase II; developmental process
Molecular function (GO): protein dimerization activity; DNA-binding transcription factor activity, RNA polymerase II-specific; RNA polymerase II transcription regulatory region sequence-specific DNA binding
Source: RefSeq, a predicted model, not a curated record
AUGAACAACAACUUCUGCCACGCCCUGGUGGACCGGAGGCCCAUGGGGGCCCCCACCUGCAUGCAGCUGGGUGUCGUGCCCCCGCCCCCGCAGGCGCCCCUGCCCCCCACCGAUCCCCUGGGCCCCGCGCCCUUCCUGCUGUACCCGGGCCCCGCGGAGCCGCCCUAUUGCGACGCCUACGCGGGAGUGUUCCCCUACGUGCCCUUCCCCGGGGCCUUCGGGGUCUACGACUACCCCUUCGAGCCCGCCUUCAUCCAGAAGCGCAACGAGCGCGAGCGGCAGCGGGUCAAGUGCGUCAACGAGGGUUACGCGCGCCUGCGCGGGCACCUGCCGGGCGCCCUGGCCGAGAAGCGGCUGAGCAAGGUGGAGACGCUGCGCGCCGCCAUCCGCUACAUCAAGCACCUGCAGGAGCUGCUGAGCGCCGCGCCCGACGGCCCGGCCCGCGCGCCGCCCCAGCCGGCCGACACCUCCCGCUUCUCCUCCUCGCCUUUCUUAGAGAACGAGGAAUCCAGCCAGUGA